Molecule: messenger RNA, 570 nt
Organism: Coniophora puteana RWD-64-598 SS2
Lineage: Eukaryota; Fungi; Basidiomycota; Agaricomycetes; Boletales; Coniophoraceae
Exons: 2
Source: RefSeq, a predicted model, not a curated record
CGCUCCGUAUGGAGUAUCGUCCUGUCUUGCCUCAGCACUAUCUUCGCCUGCAUCUACACCUCUAUUCAUCCAAAUAUUCCCAGUCCGUAUGAUAAAUCGUCAACAGUCCUUUUCAGAUCAAUUGGUAUCAUGGCUUUGACCUUACUUGCACCGGAAAUUAUUGUAGCGUGGGCAGCGCGCCAGUUCAUCAGCGCCCUCGUUUUUACGAGACACAAGUCAUACAGGUGGACAAUAACCCAUAGCUUCUUCAUUUACAUGGGGGGCUUUAUGGUUUCAUACAGAUCAUGCUUUUGGAGCAUCAUUACUCCAGAAAAGCUAAUGGAAGUCCUAGAGCAUCAUUACGACAGCAUAGAGCCCCUGGAGAUCACCAAGGCUGAAAUAGACGAUUCGGGAAAACGCAGUCUCGUUGCGAAGGGACUCGUGGUAAUUCAGCUUAGCUGGUUUGUGAUACAACUUGCAGCACGGCACCGUUUAGGACUUCACAUCACUCCGCUGGAAAUCGGUACCAUGGGCUUUGCCGCCUUAUGUCUGGUCUCGUAUUUUCUGUGGUGGUACAAGCCCCUGAACGUC